This is a messenger RNA of Puccinia triticina, 909 nucleotides long. RefSeq lists its product as uncharacterized. Gene Ontology annotation, biological process: translational initiation. Gene Ontology annotation, cellular component: eukaryotic translation initiation factor 4F complex. The transcript is spliced from 5 exons. The coding region runs from base 1 to 909 and encodes 302 amino acids. The record is from RefSeq and is a predicted model, not a curated record. Gene Ontology annotation, molecular function: RNA 7-methylguanosine cap binding; translation initiation factor activity. NCBI's taxonomy places the organism in Eukaryota, Fungi, Basidiomycota, Pucciniomycetes, Pucciniales, Pucciniaceae.
AUGAGCGCAGAUGGCGACUGCGGUGGGGUAGGGUUUUACCCCGGAUCGAGGAGCAGUAGGAGCACGCGUCCGAUCCGACCCCUCCCACUCCCGACAGCUCACUCGGCCAACAUCGCUGGCUCAGAUCCAAGCGGGUCUUCUGGCUCUUGCACCGUCACCCUUCCCGAAAAAUCUCAGAAGAAGAGUACGGGAAAGCGAUGGGACGUCCUGCGAUGCUGUGGAGACGUUUUGUUCAUUGAAUUUGUAUAUGAUAGCUGGCGUCGACGGUCGAACCACCUUCCGAUCUCGGACCUGCACAUCUUUGUGGACCCAAUCAAGCCUGCAUGGGAGGACCCACUGAACGGAGGAUGGGGGAAGUGGACGAUCCAGCUAAAGAAGCGGCUGGCGAACCGGGGGCUCUGGGAAACGCUGAUCUUCAGCCUCGUCGGCGGCGGGCUCGAGAAGCUCAUCGCCAACCCGGACAGCCUCUCCAACGACAAACAAUCCCCCACCCGCGAACACAAGGAGAUCUGUGGGGCCGUGCUCAGUAUCAGAAGAGGCGAUGACAUCCUGGCCGUCUGGCAUAGAACGGGCGCUCUCGACGUCGGCGGCGACGGCAAGAUGGUCAAACACGUCAAAUUGGCACUCCAAACAGUCUUGCAGCUGCCCUUGAAUUGCCACCUGGUCUACAAGCUCAACGCCGACUGUCUCUCGUCGAAUGUUGCAAGACCUAUCGCUCGUCCGCUGGCUUCAACAUCUGAACCCGCCAACCAUGCUAAGUCUGCCGUCACCCAUCCGAUCUCCGCCGAAUCGGCGCCCUCAGAUCCUCGUCUGGCGCGACUCCCGCGACUGCUGAUCGAGGAGCCGUCGAAACCGGCAAGAAACAGUCACCAUGUUUCCCACGUUUCACACAAAUCAAACGCUUGUUAG